Molecule: messenger RNA, 3421 nt
Organism: Lineus longissimus
Lineage: Eukaryota; Metazoa; Nemertea; Pilidiophora; Heteronemertea; Lineidae
Product: DNA ligase 4-like
Exons: 15
Coding region: 111-2861 (916 amino acids)
Biological process (GO): double-strand break repair via nonhomologous end joining; DNA recombination; DNA biosynthetic process
Cellular component (GO): DNA ligase IV complex; DNA-dependent protein kinase-DNA ligase 4 complex
Molecular function (GO): DNA ligase (ATP) activity; ATP binding; DNA binding
Source: RefSeq, a predicted model, not a curated record
GACUGAGACAAAAUUUGCAAAAUUGCAGAAAAGUAUCAUACAAAGUUGCCGAUUAUUACGAAAUCAAAAUCACUUUGAUAAAACAGAGAAAUCACACACAAAGGAGAGUAAUGGUUGCAACAGUUGCAUCAAAAGUCCCUUUCUCAGAGAUUGGUGGUUUGCUCGAAAAAAUCGAAAAGCUAUCGGCCAAAAAAGCUGUUUCUGAAACCAAGAAAAGCCUCGUCCGGGAUUUCAUCAAAUCAUGGCGAGAAUUCCAUGACAAACUUCAUGCUGACGACCCCAACACGACUGAUUCGUUCUAUGCAGCCAUGAGGCUACUUGUUCCACAACUAGAGAAAGAACGAGCGGCAUACGGUAUCAAAGAGCACACUUUAGCCAAACAUAUGAUUGAUGUUCUUGGUCUUGCAAAGGAGGGCGCUGAUGCACAGAAGUUGUUGAAUUACAAGGCUCCAAAACAUGCCAAGGGUAAUGUUGGUGACUUCGCAAGCGUGGCAUAUUUCGUACUUAAGAAUCGAUGUCCAGAGAAGGGGUCCCUAACCAUUGAAGAAGUAAAUGAGCACCUUGACUCAAUAUCCAUCAACAAUGCCAAGAAGAACAAACAGGGGGUCUUGAAAAGCAUCAUGCAUCUGUUGAAGAAUAUGUCGGCCCUCGAACAGAAGUGGUUAAUUCGUAUGAUCAUGAAGGAGCUCAAAUGUGGCAUCAGUCAGCAGACGGUCUUCGCUCUGUUCCAUGAGGAUGCUGAGGACCUUUAUAAUGUUACCAACAGCUUGGAGAAGGUUUGCCUGCAGCUCCGUGAUCCAAAUGUUCGACUCCACGAGAUUGGCAUUUCUCUCUUCCUUCCUUUCCGUCCUAUGCUUGGCGAGAGAGCUGCUCCAAAUAAAGUAGAAAAACUCAUGGAUUCAAAAGAUUUCUUCAUUGAGACGAAAUAUGACGGUGAAAGGAUGCAGCUGCAUAGAGAUGAGGGCGAAUACAAAUACUUCUCCAGAGGUGGCAAUGACUACACCGGUACAUAUGGUAAUGACAUGUACCAUGGCAACUUCACAAGCUACAUUGAUAACUGCUUCAAGCCAGGUGUCAAGUCGUGCAUUCUGGAUGGCGAGAUGAUGGGUUACAACCCAGAAACUAAAACUCUUGGUUCCAAGGGUGAAAACUUUGACAUCAAAAGCACCAAGGAAAUGGAGAACUACCAUCCAUGUUACUGUGUAUUUGACGUCCUGAUGUUGAAUGGGAAAGUCUGGUCAAAUAAACCCCUCACUGAGAGACUGGAGGCAUUGGUGGAGAUCUUCAAUCCUGUCGAGGGACGCAUAUUUCUUGCUGAGAGGAGGAAAGGGAGAACUAAUCAAGAUGUAGCAGACGCCUUGAAUGAGGCCAUCGAUGGGCGAGAGGAAGGGAUCAUGGUGAAGAGACCAGACUCCAUCUACAAGCCCAACACAAGGAAAGGUGGCUGGUUCAAGAUCAAGCCCGAGUACGUCGGAGGCCUAAUGGACGAGCUCGACGUCUGUAUCAUAGGUGGUUAUUUUGGUGUCGGUCACCGAGCUGGUAUGAUGUCACAUUUCCUGUGUGGUGUUGCCGAGGCGGCCCCUGAUGGUGAACAUCCGACUGUGUUUCAGUCAUUUUGUAAGGUGGGCUCGGGUUAUUCUAAGAAAGAGUUGUUUGAAUUUAACAGGAAACUUGCCAGCCAUUGGAAACCUUUUGACAAGAAGAACCCUCCGAGAUGUAUUGUCCUUGCCUCAGGGUUCAAGGAGAAACCGGAUGCUUACAUUCACCCAUCCAAUUCAUACAUUGUUCAGGUGAAAGCCGCUGAGAUAAUAGACAGUGAUCGGUUCAAAACAGGCUGUACCCUUCGGUUCCCACGAGUUGAGAAGAUACGGGAUGACAAACAUUGGUAUGACUCCAUGACGACGGCUGAUGUGGAGGAAUUAAAACAGAAAUCUGGUGGAAAACUUGCGAGUGGAUUUGCUCUCGCUGAUGAUGAUGAGGGUCCAUCGAAGAAGAAGCGGAGGAUUGUCCAGAGAAAUGAACGACCAACCGUAUCAUCGCAGUUUAGAGGGGUCGAUACUACGGCUAUCAAAAAGACAUCUGAAGUGUUUCAAGAUCUUGAGUUCUGCAUCAUGAACGGUACCGCCGAGUUCUCUAAAGCCCACCUGGAGCAGAAGGUUGUUGAGUUUGGUGGGCAGAUCGUACAGAAUGCUGACGAACAGAGCACCUUGUGUGUGGUGGCGGAUAAGAUCAUCCUCAAAGUCAGGAACUAUAUCAAGAAAGACUGUUAUGAUGUGGUGAAAGCGACUUGGUUGGCGAGGUGUAUUGAAGCAAAGAGAUUUAUACCAUGGGUACCAUCUGACAUGCACCACACAAGCCCCAAAACAACCAGGAAGUUUGCCUUCGACUAUGAUGCCUAUGGAGACAGCUAUUAUGAAGAUACGUCUGUACAGCAACUCAAGAGAGUCUUUCAGAAGGUCGAAGCUGAGGGUGCUGCCAAGCCAGUCUCCCAGGAAGAAAUAGCUGAAUUUGAAUCUGUCUACUUCCCUGAUGACUCUCCUUAUGGACUAUUCAGGACAUGCCGAUUCUAUAUGGAUAACAAGUUGGCAGUAGAUGAUGUGGAUUCUGUGAUACCGGACUGCAGCCUUGAACUGACAGCACUGGAUAUACGAUUUCAUGGUGGGACGGUCGUGGAUAAACUUGACAAGAAAGUUUCACAUCUUGUAGUACAUUCCAGUGAUUUGUCAAGAGUGCAGGAAUUACGGAAUCUUUCAAAGAAAAGAGAGAGAAACUUUCACAUCGUUACUGAGGAUUGGGUUAAGGACUGUAUAGAAUCAGAUACAUUGAAAACUGAGCGGUAUUACGAACCACCAGCCUCAUAGACAUGAUUUCACGAGCCUCGUAGAUGCGUUUUCAUUUCUCUUCAUGGCCAUAUUUGUGUGAGAUUAGUAGAUUUUCAGCUGGAUAAAGAUGCACUUAACUGAAUUUGAAUUUGAAAAAUUGGGACCGAACAAGGCCCUGUGUAUAAUGCAUGCACCACUGCAAUGAUGAUGUGUUAGGAUGGGGCUCUCGGCAUGUUUGGUUGGUCCGUCAUUGUGGGAGAUGCAAUAAUUCUUGAUUUGUAUAUUGUAAGUGAUCCGACAUGAAUAUUAUUGGUGCUCAGGAUGUUAAACUUUAAUCAAGCAAAUUGCAACUGAUAUUAUGAUAAUGAGCACAUGAUGUAUUUGAUUGGUCACAAAUGUUAUUUUCCACACUGUUCGAAAAAUUUAUAGAUCAAACUCCCAUUCAACAUUAAUUGCUGUCCAUCAAUCCAAUCUCUGAUCAAAUUUCUUCGUGCAGGCAUCAUCAACACUAUCUUAAAAGAAUGUGCAGUGCACUUGUAUGUAUGGUGAAUGUAUGUUGUUUAUAGAUUGUAUAUGAAAAUAAAAAUUUAUUUUAGUUA